This is a messenger RNA of Mangifera indica (mango), 2582 nucleotides long. RefSeq names its product probable protein phosphatase 2C 65. Gene Ontology annotation, biological process: protein dephosphorylation. Gene Ontology annotation, molecular function: protein serine/threonine phosphatase activity. Lineage: Eukaryota; Viridiplantae; Streptophyta; Magnoliopsida; Sapindales; Anacardiaceae. The record is from RefSeq and is a predicted model, not a curated record.
AGAAACGAUUAUGGGGUAACUCAAAUGAAUCAAACUCAAGUUAAAAUUUUAGUUUUACUUGAGUUUAAUUUAUUUGUCAUUCUAAUAAUACUAUUUAUUUUCACAAUAUUGUUUAUUUUAUCAAUAAUACUAUUUAUUUAAUUGAUAAUUUUUAAACAAUUUUGUAUAUUAACUUGAACGAACUCAAAUUCAAAUAGGGUAUUAUAGGUUUAAGUUGACUAUAAACUCGAUUCGGUUAUGAUCAAAUCCACCCAUUAAGACAACUGGUGAAAUAGUAAAAUCAUGUUGAAAAUGAUAUUAUCCAGUUCUUCACUGACGAUUUGAGAAUGAGAUAAUCCUGUCCUGUUAAACUUUUUUAUAUGAAUCAUUAUUUAACACUUCAUAACUGCUGCUUCCUCAACUUCCCAACUAUCACUAAUCUCAUUAUAAAUAAUAUUAUUUUUUAUUAUAAAUAAACAAAUACAUAUUUAUGGAUAAUAAUAGCUUCAAUUUAAUUGUCUAAAUAAAAUUUAUAGUUAAAAAAUUAAAAGAUAAAAAAGGCAAAAUGGUACUUAAUAAUAAUGAGACCCUCUAAUUGUGGGAGCGAAAAGAGCUCUUUUGACUUUACAUGGUAAUAGCUGAGCACGUCGAGAAUUCAGAGGACAAAACAAAAAAAGAAAAACUCAUGACAGAGAGAUACGAACGAGGAACACGCCGUCUUUUAUUCUUAAAUUCACCAAAACAUUUCAUAAUUUGUUUUUUUCAAUCUUUCUUUCAAAUUUUCAUAAUAAUUAGAGAAACUUAUAAUUAAAAUUAACCUGUUUCUGUUUCUAAUGCCUUAAUAUACCAACCCCGUUAUCUUGUUUUCUCCUCCUUUUCUCUCUUCAUGCGCACGAACCCCUGUUUGUUUUCCUAGAAAAAAAAAUUUUUUUUCCCGGAAAAUAGCUGCGUAUUGAUAAGGGCUUAAGUGGGUUCUUAACAUGGGAGCCUGCUGUAGCAUACAGAUUCAAUAUGGAGACAGAGACAGGUGGGAGGAGGAUAUUGAAGAGCAUGAUCAUUUUAAGGAUGAUGAAGAACAAAAUCCUGUGCGGAUUGAAGAUAAUGGAGACAUUGUGAGGAUAGAAGGGUUUUCUAAAACUGUAUCAAUGUAUACUCAACAAGGGAAAAAAGUUAAUCAAGAUGCUAUGACAGUUUGGGAGAAUUUUAUUGGUGACAAAGAUGCAGUCUUCUGCGGUGUGUUUGAUGGUCAUGGUCCCUCGGGUCACAAGAUUGCUCAUCAUGUGCGAGACAAUUUACCUUCAAAGCUGUCCUUAGCAAUCAAAGAGUCUAGACUUAUCAGCAGCCUCCCCAGUGACAUUGAUGUUGCUGCAGGGGACUACUGCAGAGAAGGUGAUGAUCAAGAACAUCACCGCAACGCUUUACCAUCUUCUUUCAAGGCCAGCUUGGUUAAAUCUUUUCAAGAAUUGGAUGGAGAACUUGGCUUGGAUGGCACAACGGACAGCUAUUGCAGUGGCACAACUGCUGUGAGUAUCAUUAAAAAGGAUGACCACUUGAUAGUUGCCAAUUUGGGUGAUUCUCGUGCAGUUCUUUGUACUCGAGGCAAUAAGAAUGAUCUCAUUCCUGUCCAACUCACCACUGAUUUGAAACCUGAUAUUGCAAGCGAAGCUGAAAGAAUCAAGAAUUGCCGAGGCAGAGUUUUUGCACUGGAUGAAGAACCAGGUGUUUAUAGAGUAUGGAUGCCAGAUGAAGAUGUCCCUGGUUUAGCAAUGGCAAGGGCUUUCGGAGAUUUCUGCCUGAAAGAUUACGGUGUCAUCUCAGUUCCAGAAGUCACGUACAGAAAACUUACAAGCGAAGACGAAUUUAUAGUUCUUGCAACUGAUGGGGUAUGGGAUGUGUUAUCAAACCUCGAGGUCAUAAGGACAGUUGCGUGUGCAAGUAAGCCAGCAAUGGCAGCUAAAUUGGUAAUACACCGAGCGGUUAGAGCAUGGCGAAGUAAAUUUCCAGGUUCCAAGAUUGAUGAUUGUGCAGUAGUAUGCCUGUUCCUUAAAAACAGACCUUUAUACAAGCCCAAGUCUGAAGUAAGUUGCGGCGGAAGCAGUUUAAACCAAGUAGAAGUUGCUUCAAGAUCAUCUGUCAGAAGUCAUGGAGUACCAGACAGUUUAAUUGGUGCGAGUGUAGACUCAAGAGAAGAUUACAGUGCCCUUAAAGGAGAAUCAAAGCUGGAUUAUCGGAAAACUGGGAAAAGACUGCAUCAGAAAGCCAAAACAAUUCAAUAACUGAUCCAGUUGAAGUUCUCAUCAGAAGUGCUAUAUUAGCACUGAAUUCAGAUUUGAGUUUUCAAAAAUUGUUUUCCAAUAUUAGCAUUGUAUUCUUGUUAAUCCUUUGCAUUAUUGAACGAUAUUAACACAAUCCGUUCCCUAACUAUGCGCCACUUGUGUUAGGAGUGAUGAGGGGCCAAAACUUUCAAAAAGUGGAAAAGAGGAGGUUGAAAGGAGAAGGCAAUAUAGCGGUGGGUUAAAGACAUGAUGGUGUAACGUGACAUGUUAAAAGACAUUCCUGAUGUUAAGUCUCAUUGAAGCAAAGUUGUUAAAUCCUAUAUUAAU